This is a messenger RNA of Atta colombica, 1210 nucleotides long. RefSeq names its product mediator of RNA polymerase II transcription subunit 15-like. Lineage: Eukaryota; Metazoa; Arthropoda; Insecta; Hymenoptera; Formicidae. Gene Ontology annotation, cellular component: extracellular matrix. The transcript is spliced from 2 exons. The record is from RefSeq and is a predicted model, not a curated record. The coding region runs from base 27 to 917 and encodes 296 amino acids.
UUCUGGUGAUCCUCUUGCACACAAACAUGGUCAACACGUUCUUUUUCUUUCUGGGACUGGCGAUGCUCGCUCGAGGGGCAGUGGUGCCUGCCGUGCCAGCGGCAGCAGCGGUGGUGCCUCUGGCGAAGCUGGAGGAGUUCGAUCCAGCGCCACAGUACAGCUUCGCGUAUGACGUGCAGGAUGCGGUGACCGGUGACUCGAAGGCUCAGUAUGAGACCCGCAACGGCGAUAUCGUACGCGGCAGUUAUAGUCUGAUCGAGGCCGACGGUACGCGUCGCAUUGUCGAAUACACCGCGGACCCGAUCAACGGCUUCAACGCGAUUGUCAGCAGAGAACCAGUGAUUGCCGCGAUCGCCGCACCAGUAUUACCGCUCAGACCGGCCGCGUUGACUCCAAUUACCAUACCGACAGCAUCCGCCGCUGCCCCGGCACCGUCGAUUCCUGCCGUCGGGCCCGAUUCCGAUGUCGAGGUACUCGAUACCCGGUCGGGUCCCUUAAAAGCGAAACCAACGACGCGCGAGCAAGAGAUCCAACGUCAACAGUUGCAACAGUUGCAGCGGCUGCAGGAGCAACAGCACCAGCAACAAGAGCAACAGCAGCUGCGACAAUUGCAGCAGCUGCAGGAGCAGCAGAGACGGUCGUCGAAAUUACAGAUUCAACAUCAUCAACCACAAGAGCAGCAGCAGGAACAACAGACCGCGCAACAAUCCACACGAAUUGUCGGAUCAACGGCUGGACAAAUCGAGCGACAACAAGUCGCGAAUCCCCAAUUGAUCGGUCUUCCAGCUGCUGCCAGGGCGAUAGCCACGUAUCCCACUUACCCUUACGCCGCGUAUAGCGCCGCGUACUCUUCGCCGUUCGCUUACACUGCACCCCUCAACGGCCUGACUUAUACCCCCGCCGCCGCAUUGACGUAAAUCCACUCGUAUCUACCUCGAAUUAUUAUUUCUCCGCACGGAAAAAAAUAAAUAAAUAAAUUGGGUGGUGCAGCAAACCUAUAACUUACUGCGCGAAUUCAACAUCUAUAAUUAAGAAGGUUUAACAAAUCGUUAUAAUGUUAUUAUAUACAAGCUAUAUAUACAAGCUGUCAACUUUGUUACUUUGUUACAUAGAAAAUUGAUUGUUUUGUAUAUUACGACUGUAGAUUUGCUGAAUCAGUAAAGUUUUCAGCUGUGUUUUUUUUCCAUGCGUAUUAUUUGUUAAGAUUAUU